CAAUCACAUGGCGCAGGCAAAGGAGAGUCACAGUGCGCAUGUCGUUGUCGCCGACAGGGUUGAAAGAGCAGGUAGGUCCUCCAGGUUUCGCUCCUCUGUCGUUUCUGAGACGAGCGGUGUUUGUUCCCGGAGAUGAACAGUGUGGGGGAGGCCUGUACCGAGCUGAAGCGGGAGUACGACACCUGCUUCAACCGCUGGUUUGCCGAGAAGUUCCUGAAGGGCGACCGGAGCGGCGACCCGUGCACGGAGAGCUUCCGGAAGUACCAGCGCUGCGUGCAGGCGGCCAUCAAGGAGAAGGAGAUCCCCAUCGACGGCGUGGACUUCAUGGGGCCCAACAAGGACAAGCCUGAGAGCUGAUGGAGGACUGCUGGGGAAAUCCUAAAAAUGUACACCACACUGAGCGGGGUCCACGAGGCCCACCGAGCAUGCGCAGGAGCGGACAAGCUGCUGUCGCUGGGGUUAGAGGGUGAAGCGGCCCCUGAAAGGACCGUCUCCUUAAAUAUAAGCUUUUCUUUUACUGCACAGCUCUGUUCGGACUUCCUUUCUCACCAGAGACACUUACAGCCCGGUUCUCCUCCAGAGGGCCGAUGGAGCAGCUGUCAGCCAUGAAACUGAGCUAAAACUGUCUGAAUCCAAUUACUAACCAGCUAAAGCUCCUCCAUGACGGCCUGUGUGCGCGUUAUGAAGCAGUGGCAGCCUGUAACCAUGCAUUUACACAGCUAAAAUAAGAUGUGAUGCUGAAAACUCUUCUGACUAAUGUCAUGUGUGCAAAACUCAAUCUUGCAUUGUACAAAUGAAUUAAAGGGAGCUCGGUGUUGGAGCAGGACUCUU
Oreochromis aureus is the source of this 831-nucleotide messenger RNA. RefSeq names its product TP53 regulated inhibitor of apoptosis 1 (gene triap1). The transcript has a single exon. The record is from RefSeq and is a predicted model, not a curated record. The coding region runs from base 133 to 357 and encodes 74 amino acids. NCBI's taxonomy places the organism in Eukaryota, Metazoa, Chordata, Actinopteri, Cichliformes, Cichlidae.